This is a messenger RNA of Lactuca sativa (garden lettuce), 1315 nucleotides long. Its product is annotated as BIIDXI-like protein At5g11420. The record is from RefSeq and is a predicted model, not a curated record. NCBI's taxonomy places the organism in Eukaryota, Viridiplantae, Streptophyta, Magnoliopsida, Asterales, Asteraceae.
GCUCAAUCUAUUUUCCACUCCAAAACAACUUUAUCCCACUCUCUUUCUCUCUCAUUCCUUCUCUCCAAAUGCACAGGGUUUCAAUAAUUGAAGCAGCCACCGUGCUGUCGGUGUUGCUGCUAUGCGCCACCGUCCACACCGCCGCUGUAGUCUCCGACGGGUUGUUAUGGAAUGGAAAUUUCGAGCUUGGACCGAAACCUGCAGAUAUGAAAGGCACGGAGGUGCUAAAGCACGAUGCCAUCCCAGGGUGGACAAUCUUUGGAUUCGUUGAGUACAUCAAAUCAGGCCAAAAACAAGGGGACAUGUUGCUAGUUGUCCCCGAGGGAGCCUAUGCAGUUAGGCUAGGAAAUGAAGCAACAAUCGAGCAAACAAUAAACGUGACAAAAGGAAUGUAUUAUUCCAUCACGUUUAGUGCUGCUCGAACGUGUGCUCAAGAAGAGACACUAAAUGUGUCGGUAGCACCCGAUUUUGGGGUGCUACCGAUGCAAACAUUGUAUAGUAGUAGCGGAUGGGAUUCAUAUGCAUGGGCUUUUCAGGCUGAGUACAAUCAAGUUACUAUUAAGCUACAUAAUCCAGGAGUCGAGGAGGAUCCAGCAUGUGGCCCGCUUAUUGAUUCCAUUGCUAUCAAAGCUUUGUAUCCUCCUAAACCAUCAAAAGAUAAUAUAUUGAAAAACGGAGGAUUCGAAGAAGGCCCCUAUAUAUUCCCAAACACUACAUGGGGUGUGUUAGUACCACCAAACAUAGAAGAUGACCACUCUCCACUUCCGGCUUGGAUGGUUGAGUCACUAAAAGCGGUCAAGUACAUUGAUGCUAACCAUUUUUCAGUGCCACAAGGUCGACGGGCAGUCGAACUUGUAGCAGGUAAAGAGAGUGCAAUAGCCCAAGUGGCUAGAACAAUUGUUGGGAAGACGUAUCAACUUUUCUUUACAGUGGGAGAUGCUAACAAUGCGUGUGAAGGGUCUAUGGUUGUGGAGGCGUUUGCCAAUAGAGAAACCCUGAAAGUACCCUAUGAGUCAAAAGGUAAAGGAGGAUUUAAACGUGCAGUGCUUAAGUUUGUGGCAACUAGCACAAGAACUAGAAUCAUGUUUUAUAGUACUUUUUAUACUAUGAGAAGCGAUGAUUUUUCAUCGCUUUGUGGACCGGUCAUUGAUGAUGUUAAGCUUUUGAGUGUUCGGAACCCUCGUAGACUUGCUUGAAUGGGUUUGAAACAUAUGGUUGAUUUGGUUCCAAAUUGAAGUGUUUGGAAUACUUGGAAAAUAAUUAAGAGUGUUUUUUUAUUUAGUAAAGAAUAAACAAGUUCUUUUUUGGGUUUUUA